AUGAGUUUGAGUAAUGGAAAAAAUGAGGCACCAUUAGCGAGUAGUGAUGGGGGAGGUGCUGAGAUUGUGAACAAUGAGAAGAAGGUCUUCAAGAUCUUCGUGGGGUAUGACCCGCGUGAAGAUCUUGCCUUCGAGGUAUGUCGCCACUCCAUCUUGAAAAGGUCUUCAAUUCCAGUUGAGGUCAUACCGAUUAAGCAGUCAGAUCUGAGAAAAAAUGGCUUGUAUUGGCGUGAGAGGGGUCAGUUUGAGAGCACUGAGUUCUCCUUUUCUAGAUUCUUGACACCUUGCCUUGCCAAUUACGAAGGCUGGGCCAUGUUUGUGGAUUGUGAUUUUCUCUACUUGGCUGAUAUCAAGGAAUUGAAAGACUUGAUUGAGGACAAGUAUGCCAUCAUGUGUGUUCAGCAUGACUACGCUCCAAAGGAGACCACUAAGAUGGAUGGGGCCGUGCAAACUCUGUACCCAAGAAAGAAUUGGUCUUCAAUGGUUCUCUAUAACUGUGCCCAUCCAAAGAACAGUGUCCUCACUCCUGACACUGUCAACACACAGACAGGUGCUUUUCUUCACAGGUUUCAAUGGCUUGAGGACGAUGAAAUUGGAUCCGUCCCUUUUGUUUGGAAUUUUCUUGAGGGGCAUAACAAGGUUGUUGAAAAUGAUCCCACUACUUUGCCCAAGGCCAUCCAUUAUACUCGUGGAGGACCAUGGUUUGAAGCUUGGAAAAACUGUGAAUUUGCUGAUCUCUGGCUCAAUGAGAUGGAAGAUUACCAGAAGCAAGCCAGGAAAGAAUCUGCCAAUUAG
Messenger RNA from Sphenostylis stenocarpa, 795 nucleotides. NCBI's taxonomy places the organism in Eukaryota, Viridiplantae, Streptophyta, Magnoliopsida, Fabales, Fabaceae. The record is from the annotation of a GenBank genome assembly.